CUUAUCGAUAUCGAUUUAUUCCAUUGACAGUGUCAAUCCAAUACAAUAAGAGUCCAAAAAGAUGGGCUCGAUGUUUCCAGACGGAAAGCCUCCCGGCGAAGAUUUUAUAAACUCGUGGUAUCCCAUUCUAAUCGCUGUGGUUAUAGGUGUUGUUUACGCCAUUCGGCAGUACAUGAGGGGAGCACAAUGUCAAAGUACAGUUUCGCUAAAGGACAAAAUUGCUUUUGUUACUGGGGGUAAUGGAGGCAUUGGAUUUGCCACGUGUGCGGACUUUGCAGAGAGAGGAGCCAAGGUAAUAAUGGGUGUUAGAUGUAUGGAAAAGGGCCAAGAAGCUUUGAGUUUGCUAAAAACAAGAUUUCCUAAAGCCGACGUUGACGUUAUGGAAAUUGAUAUGGCGAGUUUUGAAUCAAUUAGAGAAGUAGUAAAACAGAUUGAAACAAAGUAUGAGCGUUUGAACAUCUUGGUAAACAAUGCGGGCAUUAUGUGUCACCCCGAAGGCAAAUCUAAGGAUGGUUUCGAACUUCAUUUAGCUGUCAAUUACUUAGGACCAUACUUAUUAACUCGUCUUCUUAUGCCUUUGUUGCGUAAAAAUCCUGGUAGCCGUGUUGUUAAUGUCACAGCUCAUGCUUAUCGCAUAGCCGAAGUGAAUACGGAUGAUCUGAAUUUCGAAUCGCGUUCUUACACUCCUGGUGAAGCAUAUUCGCAAUCAAAAUUAGCAAUUUUACUUGAUACACUCGUGCUAAGUAAGCAAAUACCGAGUAGUGAGGUAUGCAUCAAUGCCAUUCAACCUGGAGUCGUUAACACUGGUGCCCAAAGACAUAUGCCUUUUAAGCAAAAUUCUUUUCUAAGAAUAUCACUUAGUCCAAUUGUUUGGUUUUUAAUGAAAGCUCCAAAAGAUGGAGCGCAAAGCAUAAUUCAAGCGGCUGUUGCUGAAGAAGAGAAGGAUGUAACGGGAAAAUUAUAUGGCGAAUGCACAUUUGAAACUAUUGAAGCAACUGCUCUAAAUGAAGAAUUGUCGCAAAAGUUUACCACAAAGGCAGCUGAAAUGACUGGUUGCUCUGAUUUUACAAACUUAGAAUAAGUGAAUUCCUAUGGCAUAAAAUAGCAUUGAAUAUUUCUCUUUUUUUUUUAUAAAGUAGGCCUUUUAUCUGUUUUAGAAACUUUUUAUAAGAAUGGAAUAAAAAGAGAAUUUUAGUUAUUACAUAAUCGUCUUUUGCAUUGAAAUUAGCUGAAAUAAUUUAAACGGACAUAAGUUGCUUUCUGAUGAUGACUUUGCCAGCUGAUGUUUGUAUAAAAUUUAUAUUUCGUCUAUUCAAGUAACUGAUGACGAAAUCAAUGCGCCAUCUGCAGUUAAUUGUCUUACCUUUAAGGAAGAGAAUUUAUUACUAUAUACAUAUUCUGUUAUAAGACCAUACAUGACGAAUGAAAGUUAAACACCUGGGAUUUAAUUAAAUCUACUUUUUCGAUUUUUCUUUUUUAUGACAGUGAAGUUAUUUAAGUAAACCUUAAGCGUUUUUUCAUUAACGCAAAAUCGUCUAUUAAUCAGUUUUUCUAAUUCUCAU
Molecule: messenger RNA, 1562 nt
Organism: Dimorphilus gyrociliatus
Lineage: Eukaryota; Metazoa; Annelida; Polychaeta; Dinophilidae
Source: the annotation of a GenBank genome assembly